This is a messenger RNA of Neohortaea acidophila, 652 nucleotides long. RefSeq lists its product as uncharacterized. The record is from RefSeq and is a predicted model, not a curated record. NCBI's taxonomy places the organism in Eukaryota, Fungi, Ascomycota, Dothideomycetes, Mycosphaerellales, Teratosphaeriaceae. The transcript has 3 exons. Bases 37 to 540 code for a protein of 167 amino acids.
CUGCCGCCGCUAUCCAGCUUCGUCAAUGGCAGGACAAUGCAUGCUUCCCUCGCACACCUCGCCCGACUCCUCCCCCCUCCCCUCCAUCCCUCGACCUCCACAUCCGCCAACAUGUCAGGAAUCGCAAGACGAACGGCCACCCAGGCCCUCCGCGCCCCCCGAGCCCCCGCCCAGCACCUCCGCCGCAGCUACGCGUCCGCGGCAGAGAACAAAGAGGGCAGCGAUGCCAUGCGCAAGGCCGCCAAACGGGAUCCCGAGCUCUACACCCUCUUCGCCAUCAUGACCGGCGCCUUCACCCUCGCCGGCUGGCACUUCUCCCGCAACCCCACGAGCAGCAGCAGCGAGCAAAAGGUGUCCAUGGCCGAGGGCUCCGAGCCCUGGAACACCGGCGCCAGCGGCAAAUACCAGUACCACCCCGGCGGGGACAAGAGCCGGAGGCGAGACGCCCCGAGCGCGCUGAACGAGGUGGUUAUCCCCAAUGUCAACUUGCCCAAGAGCUUGCACGAAAAGUACAACAAGUAUGGCAAGGAGGGGUACUAGGUUCGGGGUGACGGGACUAGAGAUGGUGGCGUAUAUAGACAGCGGACGUGGCAGACAGCGAAUUCCAGAAGAACAAUUCCAAUCAACAACAAUCACUUCACAAAUGGCGAGG